Messenger RNA from Neohortaea acidophila, 1137 nucleotides. RefSeq lists its product as uncharacterized. NCBI's taxonomy places the organism in Eukaryota, Fungi, Ascomycota, Dothideomycetes, Mycosphaerellales, Teratosphaeriaceae. Gene Ontology annotation, biological process: vesicle fusion; endoplasmic reticulum to Golgi vesicle-mediated transport. The transcript has 2 exons. The record is from RefSeq and is a predicted model, not a curated record. Gene Ontology annotation, cellular component: ER to Golgi transport vesicle membrane; late endosome membrane; SNARE complex. The coding region runs from base 301 to 1092 and encodes 263 amino acids. Gene Ontology annotation, molecular function: SNAP receptor activity; SNARE binding.
GCUGGGAUGUGCUUCUCGGAGUAUGGGCGGGCCGUGACGCAUGAGCAUUCCUCUUAUCUUAAGAUUGCAUGAUGUACCGUCCGGCAAACGUAGACAUGAUUGUUUCCGUCCGAUGUUCGAGGCAGCCAGAUGGGGCUUAGUGGGCAGGCAGCGGGCCGUCCCUCCCCCGCCGCCACACUCCACACGUGCUUCAUCAGCCACGUUUCAUCCAUCCCGUCAACAAUUGUUCGUCUCGGAAUACGAAGGGCAUAGCAAGAUGAAGACGCCCCGUCUGCACAUCCCCUGCCCUCCGUAGUCACAAUGAGCGCCCUCUACAACUCCGCCCUCCGCCAAUCCAAAGCCAUCCGCGCCGACCUCGAUGCCUUCACCUCCUCCUCCGGCUCCAACGCGGCACUCCAAGGCCAACUCACCACCUCCAUAACCUCCUUCUCCCGCACCCUCGACGACUACCAACGCGCCAUCGACAGCGAGCUCGUCCCCGACAAAGCUACCAAAGGCAAAGAGCGCAUCACCAAUUUCCGCACCGACCUACUCGACUUUCGCUCGCGCUUUGCAGAACUGAAACACGAGCGCGAACAGGCGCAGCUCGCAAAUAACCGCAAUGAACUCUUUGGUCGCCGGCCGCACGCUGCUCAGACGCCUGAGAACCCCUACGCCGAUGCGGCUAUUACCAGUGCUACGAUAGGGAGAGGGGAGAACGUGAACCCACUCUUCCGCACCUCCAAUCCCAAUUUCCAGCCAGGGAGCAGUGGCGUCAAUUCGUACAGCGCGUACCAAUCACCGUACGGACUAGGGGCAGACGAGGCGCGAGAGAACCAUGCCCUGCGCGAACAGUCCUUCUUCAGCUCCACGAACAGCACGCUGGAUGAAUACAUUCAGCGCGGGCAGGCAGUUCUAGGAGAUCUGGGAGAUCAGCGGGAAGUGCUGAAGAACACGCAACGAAAGUUGUACAACAUCGGCACCACGCUGGGCAUUUCAGGAGACACGAUUCGCAUGGUGGAGCGAAGGGCGAAGCAAGACAAGUGGAUUUUCGGAGGAGGCGUGCUGGUGUUCAUCGUCUUUGUAUACUUUGUCUUGAGGUGGUUGAGAUGACCAGCCUCCGCAAGUGAUAGUUAGCGCGGCGUUGGGAGAAAUCUA